Molecule: messenger RNA, 3962 nt
Organism: Drosophila arizonae
Lineage: Eukaryota; Metazoa; Arthropoda; Insecta; Diptera; Drosophilidae
Gene: Snoo
Product: Sno oncogene
Biological process (GO): negative regulation of BMP signaling pathway
Cellular component (GO): transcription regulator complex; nucleus; cytoplasm
Molecular function (GO): DNA-binding transcription factor activity, RNA polymerase II-specific; RNA polymerase II cis-regulatory region sequence-specific DNA binding; SMAD binding
Source: RefSeq, a predicted model, not a curated record
UUCUAAACAAAUAAAACGAAGAAAAAAAAUUAUUAAAAUUUAAUUGUAAUAUUGAACGAAAAUGUAAAAGCUCGCCCAACAGUUUAUUGUAGCAGCAGAAGAAACAACAUCAAUAAAACAUAGAGUGAACUAUCGAGCGUGUUAUCGAUAACUGUGCGAUGACCGAAUACGUAACGCCGAUGAUCAGCAGCGUGCUGAAAAAGUACCAAACGAGCGCUACGAAAAGUUUGCAGGGCCCCGCCGUGGCGCUAAUCAAAAAGGAAAUAAGCAGUUCACCGGAACCACAUGACCUGCACACGCAUGAGCCGGCAAACGCCACAGCUAGUUCCGCAGCUCACAGCGAACGGAACCAACAGAUAUACGCAGCGCCGCUGCCGCUGCCGCCAGAACUGUCACAGCCCAUCCUAACGCAGCCGGACACCGACUGCGGCGAAUUGUAUGAGACGCGCUUGGAGGGCAAGGCGAUUGGCUGCUUCUCGAUGGGCGGCGAAAUGCGUUUGUGCUUGCCGCAAUUUCUGAACAAUGUGCUCAGCGAUUUCACUUUAGAUCAGAUCAAUGGCAUUUUCGAGGAUCUGGGCAUCUCCUGUUCGCAGUGCACGCCCGAGCAACUGGUCGAGUUCAAGGCCGCCAAGAUUUUGCCAUCGGAUGUGAAGGGCAGCGGCCUGAUCACACGCACCGAUGCGGAACGCCUCUGCGCCGCUCUCCUGCAUCGCUCCGAUCGGAACAGCUAUGUGCCCGUCGAGAGCCUGGGCAAGGGCGCCCUCAGCUUUCAGGUGUAUCACAAGUGCUUUGGCAAGUGCGAGGGCAUCUGUACGCCGGAUAUGUAUUCGUAUCAAAAACCGACGUGCAUUCAGUGUCUGGAAUGCAAUUGCUGGUUUUCGCCGCAGAAAUUCGUGGGUCAUGUGCAUCGCAAGGUGGAGAAUCGCACCUGUCAUUGGGGCUUCGACUCGAGGAAUUGGCAUGAUUACCUUCAUGUGGCGCUCGAUGUCGAGAAUCGAGAGAAAUAUCAACGUAUUUUGGAUCAGCUCAAGGAGGUGGAACUCAAGGAAAUGCACAAGGCGCAAUGUGAACUGGAUCACAAGAAACGAAAGGUGGAAAUGCUGAUGGAGGACUCGCUGCUGUUGCCGAUGGGUUUGGUGGCGCCAGCGCCGCCGCCGCCACUGCCGCCAUCGCAGCCGGCGGGAGCGCAUCAAACGCUGCCCGCCAGCCUGAAGCAUCAUCCGCACACCCUGCCGCACCAUGGAGCGCGCGUCGAGCUGUUGGACAUUCCGAGCAAGAAGCUAAAGGCAGCCGCCUUGGAUAACUACUAUCCGCUGGACCUACAGCACUACCAGAUGAUGUAUGCCCAUUGCAUGCAGCAGAGGGAGCGGGAGCGGGAACGAGAGCGCGAGAGGGAGCGUGAGAGGGAGCGGGARCGGGAGCGAGUGGUGUCACAGCAUCCGCUCUCGAGCAGCGCCUUCCAGCCGUGGCACGCCGUAAAGCCCACGGCUAGCGCCUAUCUGCAUGCGUACACAGCCCUCUCCUCGCUGCCCUACGCCUGCCAGGAGCCGCCGGAGCUGCAGAAUCCGGAGCGUGUGGUGAGGAGCACAGAUCGCGAGCGCUUCGAGCGCACCUAUCAGCCCAAUGUGGCGCUCGCUCCGCGCAAGAGCAUCCUGAGCAAGGAGCGCGAACGCCAGCGCGAGCUGGAGCAACGCGAACUGCAGCUGCACAUCAAGCAGGAGCGGGCAGCAACGCCGCCGGCCGCGAUCAGCGAGCGCGAGCCGCCAAACGGUAGCCAGAGCAGUCACAGCAAUCACAGCCACAGCAGCAGCAACAGCAACCACAGCAACCACAGCAACCACAGCAACAGCAGCAACAGCAGUUCGCCCAUGCCGAAGGCGGCGCCUGUUGUUGUUGCGCGUCAGGUGCCGGCCGAGGAGUUCUCGGCGGGCAGCAAUGAGAUUACCUCCUCCACAUCGCCGGUGCCGGCCGUGGCAGCAGCAGCGCCAGUUGCUGUCAACCAAGCAGCAGCAGCAGCAACAGUUGCCGUCGCUGCAACGCCGCUGAGCAACCACAUCAUAGCCACCGUCAAUCAGCAUGCCAAGCUGUUGCCCAGCAGCAGCAAUCACAAUGAGCCGAGUCGCAUUAGGAUCAACAAGAAUCUAAUGAGCCAACCGCCACCAGCAGCAGCAGCAGCAGGAGCAACAGUGGCGGCAGCAGCACCAGCAACAACAAUUGUGGCAGCACCUGCGGCGGCGGCAGGAGCAACUGUUGCUCCUGUGCAGCCCAUCUACUACAAGGCUGGCUACUCGCCCACGCAGUCUUCCAGCGCAGGCCUCAAUCUCAGCACGCACUCCUCCAAUGUGGUUAGCUCGCCACAUGCCAAGCAGCAGCAGCAGCAGCAGCAACAGCAACUCCUGCAGCUGCAACAGCAGCAACAACAACAGCAGCAGCAGCAGAAGCAACAGCAACAGAUGCCGCUGAAUGGCAAAUCACAUUUGGGCAGCGAGUUUGAGCUGUCAACGGAUACGGAUGAUGACAGCCUCCACGGUGAGCCGGACAGCAGUGCGAUGCACUUGCCGCCGUGGGAGCUGGCGGUGGAUGCGUUGCGGGACACCAGAUCGAAGGAUCGGGAGCGUGUGCUGCAUUUGUUGCAGCGACUGUUGCAAGAGAAUCAAAAGUAUCGCGAGUCGAAUGUGCAGCUGAGCGAGCUGCUGCACAAGCGGGAGGAGGAGAUUGGAGAGCUGCGCGAGCAGCUGCAGCGUUGUCGUCGCCAAUUGGAGGCGAUGGAUAAGCUGCGUGUGGUGCCAUUGAAGCAGCAGCAAACGUUGCUCGAGGAGGAAGAGGAUGACGACGAGGAGAUGGACGAACUGGACGAUGAGGAGGAGGAGCAGGAGCUGCUGUUGGGCGCGAAUGAAGCCGACAGCAAUGAGACGCUCAAUCAGGAUCAGGCCAACAACAACAACAAAGUAAUUAGCUCGCUCAACUGUUGCACAACCGUUGCGCAGCAAAAGCAGACGCAGCGAGCAGAGGAGGAAGAGGCGCCAGCAGGCAAGCGUCCCAAGCUGCAGUCGAAUGGACAUGCCCAGAGUCCAAGCGCAAGUCGCAGCAGUGGGGAAGAGGACGAGGAGGAGGAGGAGGAUGAGGAGCUGGAGGAGCAUGAGCACGAAAUGGCGCUGGCUGAGCGCACGGCGCAGGCACCGCACAGCAGCGCCCUGGCUGCGCCGCCCACCGCGACCACGCCUCAAUCGCCCGAUUCGGCGGCAACGGCUGGCCAGCUGUUCGAUGGCAGCAACAGCAGCGUAGAGACGGCCAUGAAGAAGGCGCAGAUAUGCAGCGAGGAGGAGGAAGAGGAGGAGGAGGAGGACGACGACGAUCAGCAGCAGGAGGCAGAGCAGUUGACGCGAACCGAGCAGCGACAGCAGCAGCAGCAGAAGCAGUUGGAGGAUUCGGAUGAUGACGAGAUGCCGCUGCAGCAGCGACAGCAGCAGCGGCAACUGCAAACACAGCAACUGCAGCAGCAGCAGCAACAGCAGCGACGUCAGCGUCGCGAGGCCGCUGCGUUGCCAGCGGCAGCAGAGGCGACGCCAGCGCCGGCAGCGCGACCCAUUUUAAUGGCCACCAAAGCGAGCAAAAAGCAAACGCCGCCAAUUACARCAACAACAACAACAACGAACUGCGAAUUACAAAUCAAAAAGGAAAUUGUCUAAGCCGCAGAACCUCAGCCCCACGCCCCCUCCAAAGCCCUGCCCGCCAGCCGCAAACGCAUUGCAAUUAACACUUAGAACUUAGCUCAUAUAGUCGUCUCUUUCACACACACACACACUAAGCAYAGUUUAAGAGUUUACAAAAAGCAAAUGAAAACAGAGAGAAGAAAACAAAUACAGAAUUAUGCUCAACGCUGCUUAACGCACAUACAAAAUUGCUAGAAAAGGACAAAAACUAAAACAAAAUAAAACAAAAACGAAAAUGAAAACGAAACG